Strigops habroptila (Kakapo) is the source of this 2023-nucleotide messenger RNA. RefSeq names its product FEV transcription factor, ETS family member (gene FEV). Gene Ontology annotation, biological process: cell differentiation; regulation of transcription by RNA polymerase II. Gene Ontology annotation, molecular function: DNA-binding transcription factor activity, RNA polymerase II-specific; sequence-specific DNA binding. The record is from RefSeq and is a predicted model, not a curated record. The transcript is spliced from 3 exons. Lineage: Eukaryota; Metazoa; Chordata; Aves; Psittaciformes; Psittacidae. Bases 1 to 897 code for a protein of 298 amino acids. Gene Ontology annotation, cellular component: nucleus.
AUGCAGCCUGCGGGCCGCCCCCACAGCUGCCAUGAGACACGGCGCCGGAGCGGUGCCACUGCUGCUCAACAUGUACCUGCCAGCCCGCGGGAUUUUCUAUUCCUAUUUAAAAGCUUCCCCGGCUCGGUCGGAAAUCGGAUUUCCUUUUUCCUGGACGCGUUUCCUGGCUUCGCCGCGGCGGCGGGGCAAGCGAGGGGGAGCGGCCGGGGGCUGCGGGGAGGCUGCCCGCGGGUGGGCGCCGGGGUUCGCGGUACCGCCUGGCUCCAGCCCCCCCCUCCAUCCCCACCCGCGCCCCUUUUUCCCCCCCCAGAUCCAGUCGGGGAAACUUUGUUCAAAGACGGGAAGAGCCAGGCGUGGGGGUCUCUCAGCCCCGGCGUGCAGAAAGGCAGCGGGCAGAUCCAGCUGUGGCAGUUCCUGCUGGAGCUGCUCUCGGACCGGGCCAACCUCAACUGCAUCGCCUGGGAAGGCACGAACGGGGAGUUCAAGCUGAUCGACCCCGACGAGGUGGCGCGGCGCUGGGGCGAGCGGAAGAGCAAACCCAACAUGAAUUAUGACAAGCUGAGCCGGGCGCUGCGCUACUACUACGACAAGAACAUCAUGACCAAGGUCCACGGCAAGCGCUAUGCCUACAAGUUCGACUUCCAUGGGCUGGCUCAGGUGUGCCAGCCAGCUGCUCCCGAUCACACCCUCUACAAAUUCCAGGGAAACCUGGCCCCGCUGCCCUUCUCGGGCAUCUCCAAACUCAACCUCAUGACCUCGGGGGUGACACCGGCCAGCUUCUCCUACUGGCCUGGCUCCAGCCCAUCCCUCUACCCGGGGCACGGGCUGCAGCCCUCUGCCCCGUUCAGCGCCAUGGCAGCCUCUCACCUCAACAACAUGAACAACCAUUACCAUUAGAGGCUCAGCGGUGCCAGGCACAUGUCCCUGGCAGCAUGGGGCUGUGGAGCUUAGCAGGGAGGGAUGGGGGGUGGGAUCAGGCCCUGCUCUCAGUUGCCCCCUUUUAGAUUUGGAGAGUGGUGUGGUGGGCAAAGGGUGCUUGCAGGGUAGCUGGGUUGGUUCCCUGAGGUGGGUGGCUGGAGGAGAGAAGCCAUCUAAAUUUAGGAUGAGGAGGGAUCCAUCAUCCUGGGAGUGCACAUGGAUACCCAGAGUGUGAAUGGAAGGGAAAACCAAGGGCUCUCCUCCUGGCAGGGACCAUGGCCCCCCUUUCUUUUGCAACAUUCUGCCCACCCCAUGAACAUACUUAGCUCUGUCCCCAGCCUGUGCCUGCCCUCACCUCUCCCUGCAGAGAGGAGCCAGGAGCCAGGGCCCAAGGGCAGUGGCAUCCACGGGUGAGUGUCCCCCUGGACAGGGGCAGGGAAAGGGGACCCUCCUUGCUGCUCCUCGAUCCCCCACCUUUGUCUCCAAAGCCUUCUCUUCCUCUAUCCCUCCUACACCUCCUGCUGGUGGUGGCUUCCUCCAGACCUCAGGAGAAGCCUUGGUCUGGAGAGCAGAUGCACUUCAUGCGUUAGCUCCUGGCCAGGGCAGGACUCUGGGGUUGGAGGUGCCAGGGGCAGGUGUGGGGGGCACAGCCAGCCCUCAGGGCAAGGCCAGAGCCCGAAGGCCGCACUGCCUGGCCCCUGCAGCCCUCCCCUCUCCCCACUGCCCAAGGACCACACCACAGAGCAGGACUGUCCCCACACCCUGCACACAAGCCCAUGUCCUGCUGGUCACAUCCAAGUUUAAUGCUCCAGCUUCACUGUGGCUUCAGCCCCUAGCGUGCAGGGCUUAGUGGGACACCUUCCAUAGGUGGGGGCAUCCCCAGGGACAAAGCUGGAUGGGAGGUGGAGCAGGAGAAGGGACAAUAGGGCUGGGAGCCCUGGGCACUGAGUGAGAGGCAGCCCUGCACCUCUCCCCCUGGGUCCAAGGAGGUACCCCCAUUCUCCGGAGCAGGACUUUGGCCCAAUGGGUGCAGAAGAGCUGGGCAUGCAGGGCUCUGCGCUGGCUGGGGAGGGAUUGAUCUUCAAUAAAUAGAGAGGUGCUGUGA